UGGAGCUCUAAAUAAGAGAGGCUUGUUUAAAGUCAUGAAAGAAGUGUAGGCUAGUAUAUUCAUAUUAUGUAGCUAAUUAAUUAAAAUGAGUUUGUUCUCAUACUAACAUUACAACACAUAAAACUACCCAAAUCGUAUAUAAACGCAAUUAUAAUAGGCCUAGCUGUAGCCUAAGUGACUUUUGUAAAAUUCAUUUUUAUUUUGCGCUUUAAAAUAUAUCUGUGACCACACUUCAAACAGUGGUUUUGUUUUGUUUUAACACACAGGCAAACAACGUUUUCAAACAAACUAUGAAUAAAAGUGUACUGUAUUCUUACGUCACUUGGUCGAAGGGUAUAGGCUAUUCCACGUUUAAAAUAAUUCCGAACUGAUCAUUGUGAAAUAAAUGCAAAUAAAUGAGGCCAGAAACGUAAUUUUAUUUCAGUUUCAACACAUGCACGGCGAUAACAUUGCGUUGGAGUAAGUUUAUUAGCCUACAUGCAACUAUAACAAAGAGCAUCACUUGCGAAUUAAAAUUGCAAGUAUACAUCACAGCAAAAACCCUCUUAUGUUUCUUCCUGGCAACUUAAUUUUUAAGAGCGUAGAUAUACAGCGAGAAAAGGAUGGAAAGUUACUAGAACAAAUCCACAAACAUCAGAAGCCCUGGUAAUGUAACUAAAAGGCGCGUUGGCGGUUAAGCAUGCGGAUGGCUUUCUCCAGCAAUCCAAAGUGUCAACAUAACCAACUGUGGUCCACUGCAAGCACGCGUUCAUCAAUGAAAAGCAUCGUUCACUCCUCGCCUUGAACAUUUGCACAUGUUGGCAUACAAUAUUCUAAGAGGUACAUGUCAAUUUCUGCCCUUGGUCACAUGACUGGCGCUCUCUGGAAUGGAUGGAGAUUGAUCUCCACGUCAGCUCACGUCUCAAAAUUUCUGCUCGGCGGAUCUGCUUCAAAGCCAGUGAAGCUGAAGCAGUUCUGUACUACGAUGCGAGGCAGUACUAUGGUUGUGGCUUGCCCAACCAAGUGUCAUGAUGGAUUUUGAUGAGCGGGUACCCGUUGGGUCUAACAUGUAUUUGCCCGGCUGUGCUUAUUACGUGUCUGGAACGGAAUUCUCCAGCCUUCCUGCUUUUCUGCCCCAGACCCCGUCUUCGUGCCCCAUGACCUACUCAUACUCCACGUCCAGUUUGCCACAAGUUCAGAGUGUUAGAGAGGUAUCUUUCAGGGACUAUGCCAUUGACACGUCCAGCAAGUGGCACUCCAGGGGCAAUCUGCCACACUGCUACGCGACCGAGGACAUGGUGCACAGGGACUGCCUGUCCAAUCCCGGGACUUUGGGGGACAUGUUAUCGAAAAACAACUCGGUUCUUUACCACUCCAGCAGCCACGCGAGCCACACGUCCAACGUGUAUGGCAGCGUAGGGAGGAACGGAGUGCUUCCCCAAGCCUUCGACCAGUUUUUCGAGACCGCGUACGGGAACGUGGAAAAUCAGCCGAGCGAGCAGUCGGUGGACAGAGCAACCGGUAAAGCGCCCCCGCCCGCGGAAACAGCCAGCGACAGUUGUCGGGGAACGGAGGAGACGGAGCGCUGUGAAGAGACGAGCAGCCCGGAGCCAUCUUCCGGUAACAACGAGGAGAAAUUCAGCGGCAGCAGUAAUGGACAGAAGACACGGAAAAAGAGGUGUCCUUACACCAAAUAUCAGAUCAGAGAGCUGGAGAGAGAAUUUUUCUUCAGUGUUUACAUCAACAAGGAAAAAAGGCUACAGCUCUCCAGAAUGCUCAACCUCACCGACCGUCAGGUGAAAAUAUGGUUUCAAAACAGAAGAAUGAAAGAAAAAAAACUCAACAGAGACCGCCUGCAGUAUUACACCACGAACCCUUUGCUUUAGACCGUCUGUUGCUGAGAAAUCAUUUAGGAGAGAUGGUUAAUUUCAAGUUCGUGGAAACACAUUCCGGCUCCAGAGACGAGAUGUGUGUGACCUUCAUUCCUCUCAGAGACUUUUUCAUCGACAUAGACUUCAACUUAGAUUUAUAUUCUCAGUAAUCUCUACCGUUUGAAAUUAAAACUAGUAUUAUUAUUAUUGUUGUUGUUGUACUGUUAUUGUCAUGUGUUAUUAUUAUUAUUCCAUUCUACUCAGUUAAAUUACUAUUCAGUUUACAGGGAUUUUUUUUGUUAUUAAUAUUAUCUGACCAAGAUCUGUAGCUACUUUUCGCAUUUGUCAUAACAGUAAUAAGCUAAAGGCUGUUGAAAUUUAUUUUGUUGGGAAAAGAAAAAAAAGAAGAAAAAAAAGAAGAAAAAAAGAAAAAGAAACAAUUGUGCAGGACGAAAUAUAAAAA
Messenger RNA from Carassius gibelio (silver crucian carp), 2313 nucleotides. It is a transcript of the gene hoxa11b, whose product is annotated as homeobox A11b. Gene Ontology annotation, molecular function: RNA polymerase II cis-regulatory region sequence-specific DNA binding; DNA-binding transcription factor activity, RNA polymerase II-specific. Gene Ontology annotation, biological process: anatomical structure development; regulation of transcription by RNA polymerase II. Bases 1008 to 1865 code for a protein of 285 amino acids. The record is from RefSeq and is a predicted model, not a curated record. The transcript has 2 exons. Lineage: Eukaryota; Metazoa; Chordata; Actinopteri; Cypriniformes; Cyprinidae. Gene Ontology annotation, cellular component: nucleus.